UAUAGAGUGAACCAAGGAAAGCAGGUGUGUGGGAUGAUAGCUGUCACCUGUACCUGCGUCACGCCACCUGUCAAGCCUCACCAGCAACUCAUACAGGGAAUAGGUGUUCCAUAGGACCCUCAUUCUGAUACACCUCCGCGCCGCAUCUCUACUUCUUUCAAAACAGCUCUACGUAGUCGAAGCUGCACGGGUUUUUAAGGAUGUUUUUAUAGUUCUAGAGACAGAUUAACAAGAUUCCUACAUUAUUAACAAGAGAAACAGUUUUGGGUAUCCGGCUUAUCAUCUCUGUGGCCUUGGAAAAUAGUCGUGGUGAGAGUGAAGCGUUUCUGAACACCGGGGCAUAUUACCUCAAUGUUACACAAGAGAACUGGUAUUGCUGCUUCUGUAUAAUGGCAGAUAAGACAACGGGUGGCUUUGAUGGAUGUGUUAUAGCUGUGAGUCAAUAGAGAAGUGAGGUGAUGCUUUGAGAAAUUGGUGAUAAGAGUAAGACAGGAAUAAUUAAGUGAUGCUUCAAUACCUGUGCUUGCCGCCACGUGAAGACCAGCGUAUGGAUACCAGUGGCUGGUGAAAGGACUGCUGAAGUGACGCUUUGAGUGGUGAGGAUGAGAGUAAUGUGAGUGAGAUGCUUAACAGAUACUUCAAGGAGUGGUAUUGACAGGAUAACGAAUUGAUGCUUUGUUGACCCUAAUUAACCUCAAACUCAAGAUUACUGUGCCGAAGAGAAGGUUUUAGGGGUGAGGAUGAGAGAAUUGUGAGUGAAAUGCUUCAGAGAUAUUUCAAGGAGUGGUAUUGACAGGAGGAUAACGAAUUGAUGCUCUGCUGACCCUAAUUAACCUCAAAAGCAAGAUUACUGUACCGGCAAGUGAAUGAAUUGCCCAAGGGAAGGAUUUAGUGGUGAGAGCGAAGUGAAUGAAAUGCUUGAGAAAUAUUUCAACCAGUGCCAUUGAGAGACGGAUAACGAAAUGAUGGUCUGUUACCCCUAAUUACUCCUCACAGCCAAGAUUCAUGUACCGGCAAGUGAAUGAGCUACCCAGCAGAAGGUGAGAGUGGUGGUGGUGAGUGAAGUGAAUGAAGCACUGCAGAAAUGUUUCGAGAGGUGGAUCUGAGAAAGGUGACGAAGUGAGGAUGUUAACGAUAAUUACCUUUAUUUGUUAAUGUAAAAGGUGAGUAAAUGAACCUAGAUAUUUAUAGAGAUUCACUUCAGAAAAAAAGUAACGAGGUAAUGGUCUGAUAAUCUCUAAUUGCUCUCCAAGUUAAGAUUGCCGUACAUGUUUAAUGAGUGAACUAGUUACGAACAUUUCAAGAGAUGAUUUUGAGCAAAGGGUAACGAAAUGGUGCGCUGAGAAUCUCAAAUUGCCGUAAACAACUUGAGAAUCUUUUCGAGCGAUGGAAUUAAGAGAAAGUUCACCAAACAUCUUGUAAUCACCUAGGGAGUUAAGACUGCGUACCAGUGAAUGAGGGAACGAAUCAGAGAGGAAACGUUUCGAGCUGUGGAUUUGAGAGCAAGGUGACGAUACAACGCUCUAAUCACCAAAUCACCCUCUGAUUUAAGACUGCUGUGUCUGUGAUAACUACAAGACAAGAUCGGAGCCAGUACGGGUAGAAGACAGCGGAGAGUGUCACAGAGGCUGCCUGGCCAUGACCGAGCGAGGCUGGCACCGCAACGCAACACUGUCCUCUCUCCUUCUCAACCUCCCCGUCGCUUCAUCAGCCACACACGCCCCUGGGAAACACUUUAACAUCCCACCCCUUCCCUGCUGGCGCUAAAAGGCUGUGUGACGCGAGAGGGAGAAAAAGUGAUUUAUCCUGAGCGAGUCAACCUUUCCUAAUGAAGCUAUUGAUAAACUUAGCUUCUGUCGCCGCUGCCUUGUCCCUCACUGUUUGAUGUGAGCCGGAGCAAACGCAACGAGAAGAAUCCUGUUAGUUUUCACCCUUUGAAUUCGUCUCUGAUCUGUCUAGUUCGCGUUUGGUGCAGUAUGUUUAAGCUUCUGUGUUAGUUGAAUGUGAGACUUCCCCUCGUCCUCCUCCUGCUUCUUCCUAGUGUAAGGGCACGCAUGUGAUUAAGGGUUUGUGUGUUGUUGCCAAGUAUGAUUUAGGGGUUUCUUCUACAGUGGACGUAAGUGAAGAAAACUGACGCAGGACUGAGGAAGGCCUGGUGCUGCUGUGGCUUAGUGUGGAGUGAGGUGUGCUGUUGUAGUGGAUUCAUAUGCUAGAGUGAGGAAAAUUCUGCUACUGCUACUAAUGGAUUGGAGGAAGUUAACUGUAGAUGUUUUAUAAGUUAGAGAAAAACUUUGCUGCUACUACAACUAUUAUUAAUACUACUACUCGUAUGAAAGACUGGAGGAGGUCUGUUGAAGAUUUAUAAGUUAGAGUGAGAAAAAUGAUGUUCUGUUGAGUAUACAAGCUUUGCGAAGGUUAUCCUGAAGUGGGCUGGCGUAGACUGAAGGAGGCUGCGUGCUGUGACGAUAUAAGACUGAAGGAAAAGUGUGUGUUGGUACUACGAAAGACUGAAAAAGGCCUUGUGUUGCUGUCACGAUACUAGACUGAGGGAUAAGUGUGUUGUUUAACCUUUCAAGACUGAAGAAGGGCUUGUUUUGCUGUGAAUGCAUGUAGACUGAAGGAAAAGUGCCGCUGUGAUGGAAGACUGUGGGAGGUCAUCAGCAGUGGAUCUAGACUGAAGAGGAAGCAAAUUGUAAACAGAAAAGUGCGCCUUGUGAAAUACUUAUGAGCUUAACAUUCGAGACACAGAAAACGUAUAAUUUGCUCAUAAAGAAGGACAAUGGAAAGUCAUAAUUUUUAGCUGUUUAUACAAGAGGUUGUGUCUAGUGGAAUCAUACAUAUAACUCAUAAAUCAAGGCAGUGAAUGUGUGUAUUUCGUAUGUGAAGGAAAGGAAAGAUGUAAACAGUGAGGCAUAAUAACGAAGGCUGCCAAAAUAUGUAUCUAAUGAUAGUAAAACAAAAAAAAAACUGCUAAAACAAAUACUCGGUAAUAGUAAAAGAUAAGAGAAAGAGAAAAAGGAAAACUAAAUAUUUAUCUGAUUCUUCAAGUCAAGGUAGUAAAUGUGUCUUUUGUUUUACGUGAAGGAAAGAGAGAAUGCGAACAGUAAGUCAUGAUAAUUAAGACUGUUGAAACGAAUAUACGAUAACAGUAAAAGAAGAAAGAGAAAAACAAAAACAAAACUGUGAAUAUUGAUCUAAUUCCUCCCAGACCAAAACAGUGAAUGUGUACAGUUUGGCACCAUGAAGCACUGAUAAUGGAAGCUCUCAUGAUGCAAAAGUGUCAAAAUGCAAAUAAAUUCUCCACACGCUAAAAGAAUGAGUGUACAUUUCACUUCUCGUGCAGGGGAAGAAAAAUGAAAACCGUUAGUCAGAAUUUAAAACACUUCCUACGUAUAUAAUUUCCCAUAAUUCCAAGCACAAAAAGGACAUUUAUUUUCACCCAGCCAAGGAGAAGAAAGAAAAAUGAGCAGAAAAAAUUGCCAGUCAUAAUUUUAACUCCACCUCCACUCCCUCUCUCCCUCUGCCCCGUGAAGUGAAAAAACGCUAUACUCUGUCCCGGAAUGUAAGUGGCUCGGUUGACUUGUAAGACUCGUAUUAUGACCUGAUCUCGAAUCCUGCUUCAGUCUCUUCUUCUUACUGAACUCCGGGAAGGCUGGAGAAGAGUAAUUCCUUAACUUUCGGAAAUAUUGACCUCGUUACGAAAAUUUCCGCGAGUUUUUGGCAGUUUGGUUCUGUAGCUUCCACGGGAUGAAAAAUCUGUGCUGGUAAAAGUGAGCGAAGAGAAAGAGAGAGAAAAGAGAUAGAAAGAAAAAAAAAACUAUGAAUCUCUCUCCGCAUCAGGAUAGAGAGCAGGAAAGACGAGAUAUAUAUACAAGACGUGUGUGAAAACCAGAGAGAACAACAGGGGCACAUAGAGAUAAAACAGAGAACAUUGAGAUACACUCCUCGAAUAAAUAGAUUAAUAAAAAGUUUUCUGCCAUGUCGAUAGACUGGGAAAGAAUCGAGAACUGAAAAGACACCAAUACAAACUUAAAUUACAUAAAGAAAAGGGGAAAAAAGCAUAGACGAAAUAAGAAAGAGAGAAAAUAAAAUAUACAUGGGAAUAAAUUAAAGUAAAACAAAGGUAACAAGUCAAAAAAAGAACGAAUAAAAGCCACGAGAAAAAAAGAAAGAAGGAAAAGUGUGUCAGGUAAGAGGAUAGGAAGAAGAGUAAUAGACAGACAUGGAGGUAAAGAAAAGGAAAUGAAGAAGAAAUAAUCUCUGGAAGAGGGAACGGAAACACAAAAGAAGGAGAGAGAAAGAAAGACAUCAAGAAAAGUGUAUUAGAUAAGAAGAUAGAAUAGAAGCAGAGGUAUGAAGAUUAGGGAAAGAUAUUGAAGAAGUAGCAGAAGAAAAAGAAGAAGAAGAAGAAGAAGAAGAAGAAGAAGAAGAAGAAGAAGAAGAAGAAGAAGAAGCACCACAUACUGGAAAACACGAAGCAUAAACUUGAGAUAAAGAAAGAAACACAAAGAAAGCAAACAAUACCAAACAAGAAGAUAGAAAACAGGAAAGCGAAGACAAACAAAUACGAAAACCCGAAAAAAGCCACACACACGAACACAAACACAAGAAAACACACCAGAAACAUGCAGGAGGACAACAAACCCAAAGAAAAACAAACAAGACACAAACCACUGAAAUGAAACAAGCACCACAUUAACACACAAACCAAACCAAAACCCUUAGGAGACAAUGCCACUGAAAGACGAGCAGCAGAUGAAGGAGGAGACAGCAAUAGAGGAGAAAGACGAGAUGAACAGCGGGCCCUCGAUACUGAAAUAUGAACCUAACCUGAGAACCUUACCUGACAAAUACCUGGACCAGAUUAUCCAUGUGCUGGAGUCCUUCCCUAACGAAACCGUGGAUAUAGGAAAGCCUCACCUACGCAAAUCUUUAGAAACGGUUUAUCCUUUGUUCCUUGUGCUCUACGGCGUGGUGAUGGUGGCGGGGGCUGUCGGGAAUGUAGCUAUGGCGUUGCAGAUACUCCGUCGGCGCCUGUAUAGAGAGUCCACGAGUGCUUAUCUCCUCAACGUGGCCCUGUGUAACGUCCUUAUGGUGGCGGUGCUGCUCCCUUUCUCCCUCGCCAUCCUGCUUAUCCAAAACUGGGUCUUUGGCAGCUUCCUCUGUUACUUCAUCCCCAUGCUGCAGGAUGUUCCCCUUCACGUUACGAUGGGGACCCUGCUGGCGGUGGCCGGGGACUCGUAUCGCAGGGUGGUGUCGCCUCACAAGCCACCGCUGCCGCCUUUCCCUGCUGUCCUGGCUACGUGGGUCCUUGGAGUCUGCAUCGUCCUCCCCUACGCCCUCUACAUGCACUACAUUGACCUGCAGGUGUUGCUCGGUCCACAGUUUGCAGGAGUGGGAAUCUGCACCGUAAAUUUAGAAGAUGAUGUGACGGAGUACAUUCACUGCCUCUUCAUUAUUCUAUUCGUGCUGCCGCUGGGGGUUGUGGCUUUCCUACAAGUGCGCGUAGGGGUCGUCUUGGCAUCGAUGGACGACCCCACGCCCCCCUCGCCGCCCCGUCACCUUGAUCUCGGCCCCCCAGAUCCCCACCCCCGCGUCUGGAACCUGCACGCCGCCGACCACGUCUUCUCCAGCUCACUCCUGACGGGGGGCGAGGGGCGCGCCCUCUGCUCAGACCACCACCAGAUCCCGCCCUUCCUUCCCAGGGGCGCGGCGGAGGGGCGUGGCGCGGCGUCCCCCUCCCAGCAGCCGCCUCUUCAUGAUGGCUGCGUCCUUGUGGAGGUGGCGCGGGAGAGGAGAAACCAUCGCUACCUCGUCACCCUCGUCAGUGCCUUCGCCGUGUGUGUCACCCCGCUUAUGGUGCUCAGGCUGGUGAAGAACAUGGUGAUGGAGACGACUCAAAACUCUGCCCACUUUGACCUGACCUUCAUAUCGCUGGUGUGGGUCGCCUUCCUGCCCACCCUCACCACACCUGUCCUCUACGCCGCCUGGAAAAUGGACAGACCCCUCACGGACAGAGUGCUGGGGUACCUCCGCCUUUGCCCCUGGGAGAGACACUACUCCACGCCCGCUGCUCACGAGAUGCCGCCCAUAUUCAACUCCACCCACCCACACACCGCCCACCGCCUCUCCCUCGAGCCCUCAAUGCUCCCCGCCGCCUCACGCCCACUCCACCCACACCACGCCCAGUUCUUCCCUCAGGACCUCCAUCGACAGCAUCAAUACCAGCUAGACAGAACGCACUUCCCUACUUGAGGUGUGUGUGUGUGUGUGUGUGUGUGUGUGUGUGUGUGUGUGUGUGUGUGUGGUGAAUUGUAUGUGCUUAGUACUUAUAGUGACGUUGAUAAUAAUGGUAAUAGUAAUGAUAGUGAUAGUUGUAGUGGUAGUGGUAGCAAUGGUGAUGAUGAUGAUGAUGAUGAUAAUGAUGAUAUAGUAAUGAUAAUAAUAAUAGUAGUGAUAAUAAUGAUAAUUAUGAUAAUAAUAGUGAGAAACAAGCAUGAAAUACUUCGCAACUGUAUAAUAAUAGCGAUAAUAAUAAUAAUAAUAAUAGUAAUAAUAAUAGUACCAUCAACAACAACAACAACAACAACAACAACAACAACAACAACAAACGAAACUAAACGAAACAGAACAGUGACCACAAUGAAUGAAUGAACUUUUUUCAGUAUUUAAACUGAAAAAGAGAGACUUACUGAAAAAAAAGAGAAGAAAUUAAGAAAAAGAGAAAGAAAACGGGAAUUAAACAACCUUGAGAAAGUGAUAAGUUACUUGAGAGGUACCGGAAGGAGAGAUAAUGAUGAUGAUGAUGAUGAUGAUGAUGAUGAGGAAGAGGAGGAGGAGGAGAGGAGGAGAAGCGGUCAAAAAGAUACCAAACACCAAUAUUGCGAUAAAGAAGAGGAGGAAAAAGGCGAAAGAGGAGGAAGAGGAGGAGGAAAAAGGAGAGAGGAGGAGGAGGAGGAGGAAGAGGACGAAGAUUACAUGACAAGGAGAAUAAAAUGGGGUAAAGAAACUGAAUGAUAAAAAAAAAAGGAAAGAUAAUAAUAGUAUAGAAAUUAAGAUGGUGGUGGUUGUGGUGGUGAUGGUGAUGGCUGAUAGUGGUGAUGAUAGUCUUAGUCAUAGUGUAUUGUGAAGUUAGGUAGUAAUUCAGAUGAUGAUGAUGAUGAUGAUGAUGAUGAUGAUGGUGAUAAAAUGAAUACGUAAGAAGGUGAAAUGGUGAUGAUGGACAAGGAAUGGUGAUGAGAGAGAGAUGACCUUAAUGAUGAUGAUGGUGAAGAAGAAGAAGAAUACGAAAAAAAAGAGAAGGAGAAUGGGAGGAAAAAACGAAAGAAAAAAAAGAAAAAGAAGGACGAGAAAGAUAAUAAUAAUAAUAAUAAUAAUAAUAAUAAUAAUAAUAAUAAUAAUAAUGAUAAGAAGAAGAAGAAGAAGAAGGAAUAUAAAAAAAAUCACAAGAAGUACGAGGCUAAAGAGGAGAAGGAGAAGAAGAAAAGAAGAAGAAGAAGAAGAAGACGAAGACGAAGAAGAAGAAAAAAAGAAGAAAAAAUUUCACAAGAAGUACAAGGCUGAGGAGGAGACCAUGAUGAUGAUGAUGAUGAUGAAAAAGAAGAAGAAGAAGAAGAAGAAGAAGAAGAAGAAGAAGAAGAAUGUGAAGUAUAUCAAGCGAAUAAGCAUAUAAGAACAAAGGAAACACAAGGAGACCAGCCAGAUCACCAACACGUGGUAGUCCCUCUACAACACACACACACACACACACACACACACACACACCUACAUCUACCUAUCGUCCCUAUUCAUAAAUGUACCUCAGACUUUAAACCUCCCUAUUGACUGCACCAAGAACCUCGUAAUUUUAUUUAUUUAUUUAUUUAUUUAUUAUUUUUUUGGGGUACAUCAACUCGAUACAUUAAGAUUGGUAAAGGCCACAAGAAAGUAAGAAAAGAUGAAAAUAUUGAUCUAAAUUAACCUAACCUAACCUAACCUAACCUAACCUAACCUAACCUAAUCUAACCUAACCUAAGCUGAUAACUGUGUCGAUUCUAGUACAUAAAUUCGCUACAGUAAGAUUGGUAAAGGCCAGAAGAAAUAAGAAAAGAUGAAAAUAUUGACCUAACUUAACUUAACUUAACCUAACCUUCCUAUUGACUCAGAAGAACAAGGACAAUAUGAAUUAUGACGCAAAAGUGACGGAACGGACUGUGAUCCUUCUUCGUGUUUAUAAUAUAUUACCCUCGUUUACCUGCCUUGCUCCUCCUAUUGCUGUGUUAUCGUUAAGUUUUCAUUAAGUGUGAUCUGUGUAGUAUCAAAUUCUCCGUUACUUACACUUAUUACUUAAACUGCGCCGUGAAUGCUCCUAGGUUACUUGUGGCUAGUGUGUGUGUGUGUGCGUGUGUGUGUGUGUGUGUCGGGACUGAGAAGAGAAAGAAAACGUGGAGGAAGAAUAAGGAAGAGAAAAAGGAACAAGCCAGGAGAAAAAAGAGAAGAGGAGGAGAAAAGGUUUUAGAACUAGGAACAGAAGAAGAGGAGAAGGAGAAGAGGAGGAGAAGAUGAUAUUCAAACCACUCGCUCUUCACAUUACCUUACACUUCUCUCCCUAAUUACUAACUAAAAAGACACCACGAGCAUUACUACGUGUGGAAUAUAAACGGAGUCUCAAUAAGUUAGGUCCAAUAAGCCUGACGUGGGAAUGCUAACGAGGACCCACAGUAAGCCAUAACUCCCCGGACAUAAGGAUAAAAAUGUCUUGCUGGGAUUUAUUAAGUCAAUAUUCCGAAGCACUUCCGCGCUACACCUCCACUACUUUCAAAAGGCUCUAGUUGAAGUUACACGGGUUUUUUAAGGUGUUUUUACGGUUCAGAUGACAGAUUAACAAGAUUUCUACGUUAUUAACUGGAGAAACACUCUUAAGAACCCAGCCAAUCAUCUCUGUGGCCUUUGAAAACAGUCGUGAUGAAAGAGCUGAGUGUUUCUGAAUGCUGGCCACAUAUGUACAAGUCUGGCCUGCAUGGUGGGUCCUGUAUCUCCCGUUUUCUUCCGUAGCCCCCGUCGCUCUAGUGCCGCUGUUCCUUGUUUAUUAAUCGUGUUGCUUCGGCUUCAGUGCUUUGUCAGGUGGAGAAGGUGGUGGAGGGCGCGCAUGCGUGUCUAAUGCAGGUGUGGGAGGGCAGAGGCGCAGGUGGAGGUGGAGGAAGGACAGUUUUAAGUCCUGUAGAGGAAGAAAGACUCGUAUUUGUGGUGCCGUUUUUUCAUGCAGCCAGCGCUCGAGUCACGCACCGAAACAGUAUCCGAACCGUUUCGAAUCGUUGACGGGAGUUAUUAGUUAAUGGGGCUGAGGAACAAGUAGACCUGGUGUGGGGAUAAAGCGUUGUCAGAGCGAGAAACUUUAGAUGAAGCGGAUUUUCAAGGCUGUUUUUACGGUUCAAGUGACAAGUGAGCAAGAUUUCGACGUUAUGAACAAGAAAACACUCAUGAGAACUAAGCCCAUCGUCAUUGCGGCCUUUGAAAAUAGUCGUGGUGGGACAGUAAGGCGUUUCUGAACACGGGACAUAAUCUUUGCUUAGUUCCUCUUACCUUGAACCCGAAGGCGAUGCGUGGGUGAAUGCUGACUUCGCCCUGACCUCAUCCUACCUUCACCGUGACCUCGCCCCGCCACUGCUGCUUGUAAUCAACGAGUUUCAUGGCGCCUCGUACACCUUCCUAUCUAACCACGCCCUUUCCUCAGCUUGCAGUAACUCAAUCAUUUACACCCACGCCCACGCCAUGCACUCAUUAUCAUAUUGCCUGUUACUGCUGGACUGUUGAACAUUAGAACGUGGAGGCUUGUCAGGAUGUUGGGAGGACGUUCUUGUAGAGAUGAAGGAUGUGGGAGAGUGUAGGGAGGAAGGACUGAAGGAUACAAGCGUGGAUAUUGAGAUGGUCUUGUAGAGGUGAAGGAUGUUGAGUGUAGGGAUGAAGGAGUAAAGGACAGAAGCUCGUGAGGGGGAUAAGGAGCACACCCGUGGAGAUGGAUGGUCAAAAAAUACCUGUUUCCUUGAAUUGUGGUACCUUCAUCUCUUCAGCUUCACAUGGUUUAUCUCCCUCCAAACACUAUUAGUCUUUCUCGUUUCUUCUUUCUCCUCCUCUUCCUCUCCAUAUUCCAACCCCUCUCUCUCUCUCUCUCUCUCUCUCUCUCUCUCUCUCUCUCUCUCUCUCUCUCUCUCUCUCUCCUAUCUCUAUUCCAAACCCGCACCGUCAAUACCCCCCUGCUGCUUUCUUUUUCCCCUUUCCUCACUAUAUUUCAGUCACCCCUCACCGUCACUAUACCCCCCCCCUGCCCACCUCACCCUCAUUAUACCCUUCUGCCCCUGCCCUCCCUUCCCCCCACCUGUAGCUGCGUGUUCUGCAAUUACCUGUCUUUACCUGUCAGUUUCCGUGCUUACCUGUCCUAUAGACUUAAGUGGAAAGUCGUAUUUUUUUUCUCCCUGGAAACUCGUGGUCUUUGAGAUAUUUACCCGUCGACUAAUGAUUUCUGUACUUACCUGUUCAAUUAACUUACCUGGAAAUGUGUUGUAUCUAUGUUUGCUGGAAUAAUUAUGUACUUAUCAGAUCACGUGAUUUACCUGGGAGAUCGUUGUUUACCUAUAAGCUUACCUGGAAAUUCGGGAUCUUUAAUUACCUAGGCUGUUUUACCUGUACUGUUUUAUCUACUCAAUUCACCUGCCGCGCGUCCAGGUGUGUGUGUGUGUGUGUGUGUGUGUGUGUGUGUGUGUGUGUGCACUUAGCGGCGGUCGUGUACUCUUCCCCUUACCUGUGUACUCUAUUAGAGGCGCCGCGUCCUGUACUUACCUGGCGCCCACCUGUAGGCUACUCACCCACGCCUUUGUGUUCCAGGAGCCGCGAGUGAGCUGCACAAAGUAUAGAUGUUGAUUGUUGGUUGAAUAAAGUGUAUUUUAGAGUAA
This is a messenger RNA of Scylla paramamosain (green mud crab), 10928 nucleotides long. RefSeq names its product orexin/Hypocretin receptor type 1-like. Gene Ontology annotation, biological process: neuropeptide signaling pathway. The transcript is spliced from 7 exons. Gene Ontology annotation, molecular function: neuropeptide receptor activity. The record is from RefSeq and is a predicted model, not a curated record. Bases 4732 to 6255 code for a protein of 507 amino acids. Gene Ontology annotation, cellular component: plasma membrane. NCBI's taxonomy places the organism in Eukaryota, Metazoa, Arthropoda, Malacostraca, Decapoda, Portunidae.